UGGGUCAGUCACGACUGCUUCACGUGUCGUUCCCACUGCUCGUUGCCCCGCUUUGUUGUUGUUUUGUUUAUCGCAUCCAUGACAGCUGAUACAAGCAACGCAGCAGGAUCCAUGAUUGUCUUCCAGACUUCGACAGCUUGCGAUGGACUCAGAGACGUCAUCUUCUCGCGACCCCCGUCUGGCUCGCCAUUUCAGACCAACGCUUGCCCGCACAUCAUCUGAGUCUCACCUACGAGUCGGUGCACAGCAGUCAAGCACCUCUUCUCCCAUUGAAAGGAGUAUCUCCAGUUCUGAUCAAUUGAUCCGCGGUGUCUCCGACUUAGUGCAAGCUGCAUACUUAGUUGCCAAUGGUCAGGUAGAGAGAGAACGGCUACAAAAGAAAAAGGAGGCCACCGCGACAUUAUGUACGAAGGCCAAAGGCUACACAAGCUUCCCCUCAACCGUAGCCUUCUUCCAAAAGUCUCAGGCAGAUGAGGAUGCAGAGCUUACACGUGUGGACGAGGUCCUGAAAAAGCAUGCUGCCAACUAUAAGCAGCUGGAAAAUGCUUUGCGGCUCACACUCACCGCGUCCAUCUUCGACACCAGCAAGUCUGAUCAGAUAACUAACCUACAGCGCGAUGUCCAGGCCACAAAGAGCGAACUGGGCAGCGCCAGAACUGAGAUUACCAAGUUGCGUGACCAUAACAUGGCCUUGGAGCACGAAGUGCAAGAGCUUCAAGAGCGCAUGUCUCGGACGGAGAGAACUUUCUCGGAUCAUACGAGCACUUUGAAAAGGCAUGCAAAGACAAAUCAGGAUACGGGUGAGCGCGUUGCGGUACUCAACAGCGAAGUGGAUAAGAGCUUGAAAUCUCUGGUUCACAAAGACCAGGUGGACAAAUUGGAAUGCGUGAUCUCUGGUAUGCACAGUAAACUCGAGUCCGUACAAAUCCAAAACAGCCGCAACAUAGAAGAGUAUCAGGACUUGUUGGACAAUAUGCGUCAAGACAGUGACGUCAAGUUCGACCGCUUACUCGCAGACCAACUGACACAUUAUGAUUCUCGUUUGAAUGUAGUGGAGAACAAGCUUGCGCAGGCUCAAGCUCCUGCUAAGAGCACUGGCUUUGAUUUCGCUGUUCGAUCUGAACAGGCCGAGUUGAAAACCCAGCUCCACAACGUUAUCCAGCAGAUGGACAAACUUCAAUCAUUACAGGCUAUGAAAGAUGAUCUACAAAUGUCCGAAAUGGAAGAGCUCAAGAGUCAAUUGGAACAAACUAGCAAAGACUUUGCCGCACUCAAAAACGAUUAUAGCCAACUCAGUGAAACGCUUAAGACUGUUCUCAACCGAGACAGCCCAAGCGCACAUGAACAAGUUGCAGCACUGGAGACAAAGAUACAAACUACACAGAGGAAUAUGGAGAGUGUUCACGUCGGUCUACAUUCACUUGGGACACGCUACAACCACCUUUCAACGGGUCCUCUUGUUAAAAGUAUGACGCAAGUCAUGCAAGAAAUGUACCCCAGCGCAGCACAGAUGUUCGAUAAGGUGAAUGUGUUUACAGCUCGUUUUGAGCAUCGUUUAACCCAACUGGAUGAGAAGCUGGGGAGUUUGGAGCAAGGCCUCGUCGCCCAAUCAGGCAAUAUGGUGACAGUACAGAACCAAGUAGUUCCGCAGAUUGAGAACUUGAAUAAUCAAGUUAAGGUUGUGUCACAGUCGCUGAUGCUUAUCAAGAAUCCAUCCAAUGGACAGAUUUCAAGCACAGCAAUCUCGGCAGAUCAGCUCACAGAAGUCCGAAAUGAAGUCAAAGAGCUUGCGUCGACAAUAAACAACUAUAUUGACUCAAGGAAGACAGAUGAUGAAGCAUUGCUUCAAAAUAUGGCCGAAGAAAGAGAUGCCCUAAAAGCCCAAAUCCAGGUUUUGACCGAUGAGCUUGCGGGUCUAAGCGCACGUGUCACUCAACUCAGUGAAACCACCAGAGCUGAUAUGAAAAAGGUCCAGUCUUAUGUUCGGGACUUUCAGCGUCAGGGAUAUGAUAUUCGCCAGAUUGAGGCUACGCUCAACAAAUGGGAAGAUAUGGCUGAAAGAAUUGAGAAACGUGAAGAGUCUAGGAACCCAACCGUAACUACUUCAAAAGCAUUUGAUAACGACAACGUACCUCAGCCCCGAUUACCUGUCGCACCAACUUUAUCGCGAGGCUCUGACAACUCAGGAAAUUCGGCGCAAAAAAAGAAGCGACCUCGAAUAUCAGCAGUUUCUGACUGUGAAAGAGGAAGCCAGUCACGCGCCAGCUCACUUGCCUCUUUCUCAUCGCAGGGUGUGCUAGAGUCAACACCGAACCCUGACGGUCAGAACGCACCCAAAAAGCCCAAGAAGAAACGCAAGAGACUGACCGAGGAACCUAUUGUCCUGGACUAAAUCUCAGAAGCCAAGCAAUGCUUUACUAUCAUGGUCCGAGGACAGCUAUCAGCUCGUUAGCAUAUGAUGAAUCUCAUGAACGCAGCCUCGACCAGAAAUUUUGAUUUUCGCUGGAUACCUCUCGGGUUUGAUUCUCUCUUUAUUAUCAUUUUUUGUUAUUUACUUCCCUUCCUCGUUUCGUGUUUUGGUUUCUCCCUAAAAGCCAAGCUCAUUCCCUUUCUUCUGUAUCUAUUCUUAGGUCCCGGUCGAGCAAGACUCUGGGCUGUUCUAUCUAAUGUUGACACAAUGCACAGUACGAAGGCAACGGAUGUUUGUACAGCACAUGCGCAUUGACUUUCCCCCAGACUACUCUUGCUCGGGCUUUCCUUUAACAUGGUAAACAGGAUUGAUAUAAAGAAUAAAUCC
Aspergillus homomorphus CBS 101889 is the source of this 2797-nucleotide messenger RNA. RefSeq lists its product as uncharacterized. The record is from RefSeq and is a predicted model, not a curated record. The transcript is spliced from 2 exons. The coding region runs from base 143 to 2392 and encodes 749 amino acids. Lineage: Eukaryota; Fungi; Ascomycota; Eurotiomycetes; Eurotiales; Aspergillaceae.